Molecule: messenger RNA, 1874 nt
Organism: Ruditapes philippinarum (Manila clam)
Lineage: Eukaryota; Metazoa; Mollusca; Bivalvia; Venerida; Veneridae
Product: A disintegrin and metalloproteinase with thrombospondin motifs like
Exons: 11
Coding region: 1-1590 (529 amino acids)
Biological process (GO): proteolysis
Molecular function (GO): metalloendopeptidase activity
Source: RefSeq, a predicted model, not a curated record
AUGACGACAACCACAGAAACAACUGAAUCCGCCAAACAAGAUGAAGCCGAACUUAAGCUACGACAAUAUCUCUCUCACAUCUAUAAUGGGGUGAGCUUGCGUUACGAGUCAAUUGACGACGCAGAAUUAGACAUCUACGUUACUCUGUCAGGAUUCAUUUUCUAUACGGCGGUGAACAGCACGAGCCCAGUACCUCCGUCAGCUAUAGUAACUGAAAACGGUGUUGAGUAUGCCGACUGCGAUAUGUACUUGAAUAAUCUGGUGACAUGGGCGCAGAAUCUCGAGAAUCUCCCCGAUAACGACCACAUCGCGGUGUUUACUGGAUAUGAUUUGUAUGCAAGUGCGCCACAGUAUAACAGCGUUGCAGGAUAUGCGUGGGUCGGAGGGGUUUGUAACGAUUACAGGGUUUCUGUGAACGAGGCUGGUACCUACUUUGAGACGGUGUCUGUCGCCGCACAUGAGCUCGGACACAAUUUGAAUGCCUCUCAUGACAACGCCACAGAUUGUCCGACCACAGACAGUUACAUUAUGGCCCCCUCUACAGCUAAUUUCGAGCUAGGCGAGCCCUACUCUGUUAACCCGUGGAGAUUUUCUACAUGUUCAAUAGACUCUUUCAAAUCUUUUAUCGACUCCCUUGGCACAGGCAGCGGAAACUGUUUGCUUGACGCUGGGAGUUAUUACGAUUCUUCUGAAUACGAAGAUCACGUCAAUACAAUGCCUGGAGAGUUGCAUUCCGUGGAUGAACAGUGUGAACUAUUGAGGGGAGAUAACUCUGUUUUGUACACAGAAAUAACGGAUUCGGAGUCAGAGGAAAUUUGUCGGACAAUGGCGUGUAUAGAUGAGAACAAUUACUAUGCCAUUUAUGCCGCUGCACGUGGAACUCCGUGCGGCCCUGCGUCUGAAAAUAAGUGGUGCAUCGAAGGACUGUGUGUGAGCAAAUCGGAAACCAAUUCAGGCACAAGCAACGAAACAAACACGAAUACUGGAACAAACACGGACAACACGAAUACUGGAACAAACACGGACAACACGAAUACUGGAACAAACACGGACAACACGAAUACUGGAACAAACACGGACAACACAAAUAAUGGCACAGACACGGACAACACAAAAACUGGAACAAACACUGACAACACUGGUGGUAGUGAAGAGUGUGCUGAUACGGGAUAUUUUGAUGGAACGUGGACUUGGUCAUGUGACGAGCUAAAUACCUAUUUCAAGGAUAAUUUCAAUGCCGAGACGGCAGACUGGUGCCAAGAUACAACCAACGGCUGGGCCAACUACUGUUGUGCAAUGUGUUCAGAUGCAAGUACCGGAACGGGCACGGAUAAUACCGGAGGGACAGAUACGGAUAAUACCGGAGGGACAGAUACGGAUAACACCGGAGGGACAGAUACGGAUAGCACCGGAGGGAAUGAGGAAUGUAUCGACAUAGGAUAUUUUGAUGGCGCAAAGACAUGGUCAUGCACCAAGUUGAAAAGAUAUUUCAAGAACAACUACAAUGCAAGGCCUAAAGACUGGUGUCUUGAUACAGAAAAUGGCUGGGCUGACUACUGUUGUGACAUGUGCUCAGAGUAUGUGAAGUAAAAGAAAACUACAACAAUAUGCAAAUAAUAAUUUUACCUCUACCUAUGACGUAUGACGUAUGAUCAAGGUUCUAACUAAACACAAACUCUUGUCUUUUAGUAACCUCUUACAUCAUUUUAACAAUACAAAAAUAUGAAAACAAUAUCAUUGUCUCUCUUUUUUGUAAAUUCUUCAGAGUUUCUAAUUAAUUAACACUAAAUUUCAAGUUCAUAAUAUUAUAAUGAAAAAAAGAAAGUAAGUUUAGACCUCCGUGUUCAUGUAUCAUACAAUUUUAACUGUCUGAA